Molecule: messenger RNA, 2409 nt
Organism: Rhineura floridana
Lineage: Eukaryota; Metazoa; Chordata; Lepidosauria; Squamata; Rhineuridae
Gene: PTHLH
Product: parathyroid hormone like hormone
Exons: 4
Coding region: 581-1291 (236 amino acids)
Biological process (GO): adenylate cyclase-activating G protein-coupled receptor signaling pathway; bone mineralization; regulation of chondrocyte differentiation
Cellular component (GO): extracellular region
Molecular function (GO): peptide hormone receptor binding; hormone activity
Source: RefSeq, a predicted model, not a curated record
AUGGGAAGCCGCCUUCCGCGUCAGGCCCUGGGGCCACCUAGCGCAGCAUGGGGUGCCCUGAUUGGCAGCGCCUCUCCAGAUCCCAGGCAGGAGUCCCUCCCAACCCCCUACCCGGAGAUGCCGGGACGGCCCGGGCAAGGCAGAGGCUCUCCCACUGAGCUACGGCCCUUCCGCAGACGCGCCAGAUUUUAUGAGCAUCUAUCCUCAGCCUUCAUUUCCUUCUUCUAGUAUCAGUUACUUCAGAAUAGCUGGGAGGUCGACACUUGCGCAACGGCGUUGGAAAGACGAGGGAGGGGACUGGGCUUCUCUUUACAGCGGGUGGGCUCCCAGCAGUGUUGGAGGGGGCGGGCGGGUGUCCUGGAGCCCGAGCCGCCUGAGACGAAAGGGUUAACCCUCAAGAGGAAGGGGGGCUGGCCGGGCUCCAGCUGCUGGCCGCUCUUCUUCGGGGCGAAGGCGGAAUAUCACCCCAAACCCCAAGCGUCUCCGCACACAGGCGGAGGACAUCACGGCCAGGGCUCGUCGGCCCCCUCCCCCUGUGCAAAUCGACACAGAUCUUUGCAACGCCUCGCCUGUCGCUUAAAUGAGCGCCUGGAGAAAGGAAGGCAAAACUUUCCACACCCUUUUGCGCCGGAGGAGUCCCACAAGGGGGGCUUGGGCGCCCUGGCUGCCUCGCCUCGCCGUCGGAAACAGCCGCUCCUCAGCGGUGGCCUUUGCAAGCGACAGCCUUCAGGAGGUUCCAAAGACUCACAGCAAAGUUACAAUGUUCCCCACGCUCUUUCAACAGUGGAGUUUCCUGGUGUUUCUGCUGAGUUACUGUGUACCCUCCUCUGGGAGAUCACUGGAAGGGAAUAGUCGCAGACUCAGUAAAAGGACAGUAUCAGAAUACCAACUGUUACAUGACAAAGGAAAGUCUUUGCAAGAUAUACGAAGACGAAACUUCCUGCAAAAUUUAAUUGAGGGUGUUAACACAGCCGAGAUCCGGUCUAUGUCAGAGGUAUCGCCAAACCCUAAACCUGCCACCAUCGCAAAGAAUUAUGCUGUCCAGUUUGGCAGUGAUGAUGAAGGCAAGUACCUGACUCAGGAGACCAACAAAGCUCAGACGUAUAAAGAACAGCCCCUUAAGGUACCAGGAAAGAAAAAGAAAGGGAAGCCUGGGAAACGUAAAGAGCAAGAGAAGAAAAAGAGGAGGGUUCGUUCAGCCUGGCUCAGCUCAAGAGGGUCUGGUAGUGGAAUGGCACGGAUCCCCCUCUUGGACAUCAUUGGUACUACACACAUCAAUACAAGAUUUUGAAAUGCUAUUCAAUUACUUUCAUACACAUGACCAGCAAGGUUUCAGAAUAGUUAAGGGAACAGUGACAGUUCAAAGGGGUCCCUUUGUUAAAGGAAGUAAAAGAAACUGAACAGAAUUGUCCUUUAAAUACUGAAGAAAAAGGAGAAAACUCUGCAUGGGAAUGAAAAGAAGGUGCUUCUCUUACCUUAAAAGGUAAGAGAAUUGAUGAAGGUAAGGAUCACAGUGUUCCAAGUUGGAUUUCUCUUCCACAGGGACAAGUGAGCCUCUGAUACCAAGACAGCUAAAUGCAAUUCUUUAUACUGUCUUCUUUGCUAGUCUAAGCUAGUCAUCCGAUUCAAAAUGUGUUGGUCCUUUAGUCAACAGUUUCCAGUGCACCUUUUGAGGAUUCUGUUCCUCUUUCCCACAAGGAGCGUGCAGCUUCUACAGUCCUUAAUCCAUACCCCACAUAUGUUCCUAAAUGCAGGGACAGCAGCUGGGAAGGUGUGUUAUGGAUUACAUGAGGUAUGGAGCUCAGUGGGCUCUUUAAACAUCUUAUGGCACUCAGGAGUACCCAGUUUAGAACUAUUCUAAUCUUAGGCCACCUAAGAAGUUACCCAGUUCAGUGCAGAGCGUGGAAGAUUACUUUUAAAAAGUAAUAAAUUACAGUUACAGUUACAUGACCCAAAAGGAGUAAUUACCGUUACAAUUGCAAUUGCUCUGAAAGUAACCGAUUACUUUACUUUUCCUCCAAAGUAAUCACUACAAUUACAUUUCAGUUACUUUAAAAAAACGCCUACAAGGUGCUGGCCUUAGCUGCUGCACAUCUAAGUAGCCUAAAACAACAUUAAAAAUAAACAAACACAUACAGAGGUAGUAGAAUAAUUAUUUUUAUUAAUAAGAUAGCAAUGGUGGUCUCUCCGCUGGUAAGGGUGGUGUAGAGUGAGGCUGAGGCCACUACUCAGAUCUUUGUAUGCCAAACCAAGUGCAACCCCCCUCCACUGAGCCAGCCAGCAUAAUCUCUCUCACUUAACCACCUCCCAGGCCCUGCCCUGCCACCAACUAAGGGACACUCACUCAAGCAAACAUUUUCCCCUGAGAUGCAAAAAAGUUAAAAUACUGCAAAUGCAGCACAGUAGCCA